This is a messenger RNA of Astyanax mexicanus (Mexican tetra), 2618 nucleotides long. RefSeq names its product tripartite motif-containing protein 16-like. NCBI's taxonomy places the organism in Eukaryota, Metazoa, Chordata, Actinopteri, Characiformes, Acestrorhamphidae. The transcript is spliced from 6 exons. The record is from RefSeq and is a predicted model, not a curated record. Bases 57 to 1724 code for a protein of 555 amino acids. Gene Ontology annotation, molecular function: protein binding; zinc ion binding.
AGUAAAUGAAAGUGAUCUCAGAGUGCUGCUCUCUCUUAGUCUAGAAGUGCAGGAAAAUGGCAGAGGCCAGUAUUUCAGUAGAUCACGAUCAGUUCAGCUGUCCAGUCUGUCUGGAUCUGCUGAAGGAUCCAGUGGCUGUUCCCUGUGGACACAGUUUCUGUAUGGUGUGUAUUAAUGGCUGCUGGGAUCAGGAGGAUCAGAGGGGGAUCUACAGCUGCCCCCAGUGCACAGAGACCUUCACUCCAAGGCCUGUUAUACGCAGAAACAACAUGCUGGCUGAAGUGGUGGAGAAACUGAAGAAGAACACAGAACUCCAAGCUGCUUCUCCUGCUCCCCGUUACGCUGGAGCUGGAGAUGUGGAGUGUGAUUUCUGCACCGGGAGAAAACUCAGAGCCAUCAAGUCCUGUCUGAUGUGUCUGGCCUCCUUUUGUGAAGCUCACCUUAAACCUCACUAUGAAGUUCCUGCUCUGAAGAAACACAAGCUGGUUAAAGCGUCCACCCAGCUCCAAGAGAAGAUCUGCUCUCAGCAUGAUGAAGUGAUGAAGAUCUACUGUCGUACUGAUCAGAGAUCUAUCUGUUAUUUAUGUACAAUGGAGGAACAUAAAGGACAUGAUACAGUCUCAGCUACAACAGAGAGAACCAGGAAACAGAAUCAGCUGAAAGAGGUGCAGGAGAAACUCCAGCAGAGAAUCCAGGAGAAUCAGAAGAAGCUGCAGGAGCUGAAAAAGACUGUAAACACUCUUAAGCGCUCUGCACAGGCAGCAGUGGAGGACAGUGAGAGGAUCUUUACUGAGCUGAUCCGCUCCAUUGAGAAAAAGCGCUCUGAGGUAACAGAGCUGAUCAGAGAUCAGGAGAAGGCUGAACUGAGUGGAGCUGAAGAACUCCUGGAGAAACUGCAGCAGGAGAUGGCUGAUCUAAAGAGGAGACACACUGAGCUGGAGCAGCUUUCACACACAGAGGAUCACAUCCAUUUCCUCCAGAGUUUCCAGUCUCUCUGUGUCUCUUCUGGAUCUGAGGACUCUCCCAGCAUCACUGUCCAUCAACAUCCCUCAUUUGAUGGAGUGAGGAAAUCUCUCUCUGAGCUGAAAGAGCGACUAGAGGAAUUCUGCAGAGAGGAAUUCAGGAAAAUUCAUUUACAGGCUGCAGCAGUUCAGAUUUUACCAUCAGAACCAAAAACCAGAGAGGAUUUUCUGCAGUAUUUCUGUCGGCUGACUCUGGAUCCAAACACAGCAAAUCGUUUCCUCAUUCUGUCUGAGAAGAACAGAGUGGUGAAGUGGAGUAAUAAAGUUCAGCCAUACUCUGAUCAUCCAGAGAGAUUUGAUAGCUGGUGUCAGGUGUUGAGUAAGGAGAGUGUGUGUGGACGCUGUUACUGGGAGGUUGAGUGGAGCACUGAAUGGGGAGGGUGUGUGUACAUCUCAGUCUCAUAUAAAGGGAUCAGUAGGAAAGGAUCGGGUGAUGAUUGUGGGUUUGGAUACAACAGUCAGUCCUGGAGUCUGAUAUGUUCUUCCUCUCCCUCUUUCUUCCACAACAACAUUAAUACUGUUCUCUCAGCUCCUCCAUCCUCCAGAAUAGGAGUGUAUGUGGAUCACAGUGCAGGAACUCUGUCCUUCUACAGCGUCUCUGAUACAAUGACCCUCCUACACACACUCCACACCACAUUCACUCAGCCCCUCUAUGCUGGAUUCUAUGUUGUAGGAACUGUGAGGUUAUGUGAUAAAAACUGAUGUGUGUGUUAAACAUUAUAGAUGAUAAAAUAAUCUCCUAUAUUUCUGUUUUAUUAAUGAACUGAGAUAUAAAUAUAAAUCAUAUAUCUUUCAGCUCAUCAGAUGAAGAUGAUUCUUCUCCACAGAGCUGAAAUCACUUUCUCUCAGUCUCUCUGCUGGUUGAGUGUUUAAACAGAUGCAGAUAAAGAGCUGAAAGUGUUGUCAGUAACAGCUGAUGGAAAAUGAAGCAUUAGAUUAGGAUGUGAAUGAGUUCUUUUACAGCAGCUCAUCUGCAGUCUGUCAGCUGCCAUCAUGAUUUCCAUCAAAAAUCAAGCCUUUUAUUCCUGCAGCUCUAAAACAUCUCAAAUCUGUGCUCCAGACAGUUUUAAAUAAAUAAUGAAAUGUGAUUUAACUGAUUUAAUCUUCAUCAACUCACACAGUGUUGAUUUUCUAGAAAGCUUUUUUACUGUGAAGUGUAAUGUUUCAUCUCAAUCUGAUUAUUACCAGUAAUAUCUUCUAUAUGACUCAUUUAUCAGAGAAUAAUGAUGUGCUGAUAUCUGAACUACAGUGCACUGCUGUUCAUAUCUGCAGGUAUUUUAGAAGAUCAACAUAAAGUUUAUUCAUCCUGAAGGGAAUUUCAUUCAUAGCAGCAGAAGAACUGCACAGAUCACACAACUCUAUUAGGAUAUAUAUAAUCUUCUGUUGAAGCCUCUGUAGUUUUGUUCCUGAAGUCUUCUUUAAACAGUAGAUUGUGAUAUCUUCACUGCUGCCCUCUGGAAGUUGUUGCUGAUGUCACUAACAGUUAUUUUAUUGUCUUGCACAAUUUUCUGUCAUCUGUUUUCCUUGGUCUACCUGUUCAACUGGUGUAAUCUGUUGCAUAUUAAACCAGUGAUAACUUCUUCAGAACAUUUCAAA